AUGAGCGGUUUGAAGAGCAAAGUGACGUCGCUAGAAGAGACGAUAGAGGCCUCAGAGGUGCGUGUCAAGACGCUAGAAACAAAGAUUGCUGUACUUUCUCUUUUCUCUGUUGAAAUGUGGCCCGCCGUGCGGAUCCGCAAGACGUUCAUGGACUUUUUCAAGUCACAGACGAAACUGCCCCAUACAUUCUACAAGUCAUGUCCCGUCGUGCCAUUGGACGAUCCGACGUUGUUGUUUAUUAAUGCGGGUAUGAACCAGUACAAACCCAUUUUCCUGGGCCAAGUGGACCCGUCACAUCCCAUGGCGAAGCUCGAGCGAGCUUGCAACUCGCAGAAAUGCAUUCGUGCUGGUGGAAAACACAACGAUCUGGAUGACGUGGGCAAGGACGUGUAUCAUCAUACAUUCUUUGAGAUGUUGGGCAACUGGAGCUUUGGUAACUAUUUCAAGAAGGAGACAGUGCACAUGAGCUUUACGCUCUUGACGGAAGUGUACGGAAUUGACAAGAAUCGACUGUACGCCACGUACUUUGGUGGAGACGAGAAGCAAGGCCUUUUGUCGGACGAAGAGACGCGUCUCAUUUGGCUUGACUACUUGCCUCCUGAGAGAGUGCUACCUUUUGACUGCAAGGACAAUUUCUGGGAGAUGGGAGAUGUUGGCCCGUGCGGACCUUGCACGGAGAUCCACUAUGAUAGAAUUGGUAACAGGGAUGCUGCUAGUCUGGUAAAUGCAGACGUGCCUGAUGUGAUCGAGAUCUGGAACAAUGUGUUUAUCCAGUAUAACCGUGAACAGGAUGGUAAACUUGUGCAGCUCCCACACAAGCACGUGGAUACAGGCAUGGGAUUUGAACGUCUUGCGUCGAUUUUGCAAGGUAAAGAUUCAAACUACGAUACGGACGUGUUUACUCCGCUCUUUGCAGCUAUUCAGAAGUCAACAAACGCGGCGCCGUACACGGGCAAGUUGGGCGAAGAAGACCUGGACAAGAAGGACAUGGCCUAUCGUGUUGUGGCCGACCAUGUGCGAACGCUGACGUUUGCUAUUACGGACGGUGCAGUGCCUAGCAAUGACGGGCGUGGAUAUGUGCUGCGUCGUAUCCUACGUCGUGCAGUGCGUUACGGGCAGCAGUUCCUGAACGCGCCGAGUGGCUUCCUCUCGGAGUUGGUGCCGGUUGUGGUAGACAUGCUGGGAGAAGCUUACCCGGAGCUUAUUCAGAAGCAGAAGGAAGUGGAGGAGAUCAUUUUGGACGAGGAGAAGUCGUUCGGUCGCACUUUGAAUAAGGGCAUUGAGCGUUUCAAGAAGAUUGCGCAGGUUAUCCGUGAGACUAACGCGGGUUCGAAUGAGGCCCUCGUCGUGCCUGGCGAGGACGCGUUCUUUCUGUACGACUCAAUGGGUUUCCCUAUCGAUCUGACGGAGAUUAUGGCUGAGGAGGAGGGCAUGACGGUGGACAUUAAGGGCUACGAAGAGUGCAUGCGUCUGCAGAGCGAGCGAUCCAAGAUGGACCGUAGGAAGGGUGGUUGCAAUGGUGCGCGUCCGCUUGUCCUAGAGGCCCGUGAGACCAGCACACUUGCUAGUAAGCAUAUCGGUGCCACGGAUGACAUGGCCAAGUAUGACUGGAAUGUCAAGACGCCAGCUAAGGUAGUAGCUAUCUUUACGACAACAGAAUCCAGCUCGGACUUUGUAGAGGAGGUGAAGGCUGGUGCUUUCGAACGUGUAGGUGUCAUUCUGGACAAGACUUCGUUCUACGCGCAGGCUGGUGGUCAGAUUUAUGACACGGGUGUAGUGGGAGGUACCAGCUUCAAGCUGGAUGUGGACUCGGUGGAGUCGUACGCUGGAUACGUGAUGCACAUGGGACCCAUCACUUCCGGAUCGAUCAAGGUUGGCGACGUCGUGGAAUGUCAGGUGGAUUAUGUCCGCCGUGCCAAGAUCGCUCCUAACCACACCAUGACGCACGUGCUUAACUUUGCGCUGCGCAAGGUGCUGGGUACGACCGUGGAUCAACGUGGAUCGCUAGUGGACGAAUCGCGUCUGCGUUUUGACUUCACAAACAGCAAGGCGCUGAGGGCUCACCAGCUUGCGGACGUGGAGGCUAUUUGCGACGAUAUCAUCAAGCAGCAGCUCGAGGUGUACACACAGGACUCCGCACAGGCUGAAGCCAAGCGUAUCCAAGGUUUGCGCGCCGUGUUCGGUGAGACGUACCCGGACUUUGUCCGCGUUGUUUCGAUCGGGCAGCCAAUCGCUCCUAUGCUCGAGGACCCGGAGAACAGCAAGUGGAGCAAUUAUUCGGUGGAGUUCUGCGGUGGCACCCACCUAAAGAAUACUAAGGAGGCCAAGAAAUUUGUUUUGUACGAGGAGGGUGCCAUUGCGAAGGGUAUCCGUCGUGUAUCAGCCUACACGUGCGACCUCGCCGUUGAGGCUGAGGCGCGUGGUACCAAGUUGCAAGCUGAUCUUGAUGCUAUUGCCAAGCUGGGCGGCAUCGAGCUCGUGGAGCACGUGUCUUCAUUCAAGCCGGUAUUGGACCAGGCCUUGAUCUCGCUACCGCUGAAGGACAAGCUUCGAAAGCAGGUGGACAGUCUCGUGAGCCGCGUCAAAAAGAUUAAGAAAGAAGCUGCGGCUGCUCGUGCUGCGAACGGUGUCCGUGACGCUACUGCCGAGGCCACGAAGGCUAAGGAGGCUGGCCAAGAGAUUGUUGUGGUGAAGUUCGACGUUGGCACGGACUCAAAACUCGGCCGGGAGAUGUUGGAGGCCAUGAGCACAGUCAUUCCGACGGGCAGCUUCAUGAUCUUCAGUACGGACUCGGACGCGAACAAGACGGCAGCCUUCACGCAGGUGAGUCAGCAGCACACUGACUCGAAGCAGCUAGACGCGCGUAAGUGGGUGAACCACGCCAUGGUCGUGAUGAAAGGCAAGGGUGGCGGCAAGGACGCACUAAAUGCUACGGGUCAGGCCAAGACUAUGGAAAAGGUGGACGAGGCUAUGGCACUCGCCAAGGCUUUCAUUCAGUAA
This is a messenger RNA of Peronospora farinosa, 3000 nucleotides long. The record is from the annotation of a GenBank genome assembly. Lineage: Eukaryota; Oomycota; Peronosporomycetes; Peronosporales; Peronosporaceae.